Messenger RNA from Helicoverpa zea (corn earworm), 12143 nucleotides. RefSeq names its product hemocytin-like (gene Hml). The transcript is spliced from 71 exons. Bases 14 to 12004 code for a protein of 3996 amino acids. Gene Ontology annotation, molecular function: protein binding. Gene Ontology annotation, cellular component: extracellular matrix. The record is from RefSeq and is a predicted model, not a curated record. NCBI's taxonomy places the organism in Eukaryota, Metazoa, Arthropoda, Insecta, Lepidoptera, Noctuidae.
CACAAUAACGUGCAUGGAAGGACACAAGUUCAUAGACGGAUCUACGAUAGCCAACAUGCAAUGUAUGGAUGGUCAGUGGCAGCCGACGCGAGCUGACUUCUCCACCAUCCCUGAUUGCCUGCCGGAGUGCAGCCCGCCGUGUCAGAAUGGAGGAGUCUGUCUGUCGGUCAAUAUGUGCGAGUGCCCUGCUGAUUUUAGAGGACCUCAGUGCCAGUAUUCUAUUUCCGCCUGCGACGUGAGAAAGCUAGCGUUCAACGGCGUGUACGACUGCUUCGGCGACAGUGACUCGUCCAGCUGCGUGCUGACGUGUCCAGCGGGCAGCACGUACAGCUCGCCGCCCGCUGAGCUGUACACGUGCCAGUAUGCUACUGGAGUGUUCGAGCCCCAGCCGAUACCGCAUUGUGUUUAUCCUGAAGUGGUUGUCAUUACACCAGGCAGUCACAGACACAACACUACUUACACCUACUAUUCCGAAACGACAAGCGAGCACGGCCACCGCGAGAUGACAAGUGAGAGUCACACGCACAACACUCACCCUGACGACUCGCACGACGACUCGAACUCGCACACGGGUCACGGCAAACAUACCACGUACGGCACGGGCAGGCCUAUUGUUGUGGUGCAGGACUUAACCCCUAAAGGGGGAGUUUGUCUGAGCUGGGCGGGAGUGCAUUAUAAGACUUUUGAUGGCAAGAUUUAUAGCUUCGAGUCUCCCUGCCAGCACAUCUUGGUCCGGGACGCGAAGAACCACCAGUACUCAGUGGAGGUCAAACAUGGAGUCUGCAAGAACCCCGCGAGGUGUCCCAGCGAGCUCACCAUGUAUUUAGAUGACAAACUUUAUAACCUGGCUGUUGGAGAGGACGGAUCAGUGCUGUUCCGUAACACCAAGCGCUUGAUUCCGAUGCCGGCGUCUCUCCCGGGUAUCCGGGUGUCUAUGCCCAGCGAUUAUGUGAUCGUCAACCUGGAUACGGUCGGAGUUACUAUUAAGUGGGAUACUAAUAACAUAAUCCAAGUAGAAGGGUCAGUUCUCUUAUGGAACAACACGGAAGGCCUCUGUGGCACAUUAGACGGUAACCCGGAGAAUGACUUCAUGACCAGAGACAAGACUACAGCCAAGACCAAGUCCGUACUCGCUUCGUCGUGGCAGGUGCAUAAAAUUGAUGAUAUAUGCGACAGCAAGCCGACAGAGACGAGCGCUUGUGCAUCUACCUCCGACGAGGACAUGAAGCGAGCACAGCUCUUCUGUAACAAGAUAUUCUCGCAGAACAAGUUUAGGAAAUGCUCUAAGGUGAUGGAUGUGACUCUAUUACUGGAAGCAUGUCAAUGGGAUUACUGCGCUUGUACUACGAUUUUAAGUCCCGAGGAAUGCGCCUGCAGCACAGUUUCUGUGUACGCCAAAGAAUGCCUGCGACAUGGCGUCGAGGAAAUGAAGCAGUGGCGUGAUCCUAACACUUGCCCCAUGCAGUGCCCAGAAGGUAAGAUCUACAAACCAUGCGGGCCCGACGUACAGCCCAGCUGUGCGUUUCCCUCCGUCUCCGGGAACAACUCCUGCGUGGAAGGGUGCUUCUGUCCCGAGGGCCUGUUGCUGGAGGAGGGCAAGUGUGUCCCGAAGGCUGAGUGUCCUUGUAGACUCAGGAAUAAGAGCUUUAAGCCGGGGUCUACGAUACGCAAGGACUGUAAUACUUGCACAUGCGAGGCAGGCGAGUGGACAUGCACGGCGAUUGCCUGUGGAGCACGAUGCAGCGCCAUCGGGGACCCUCACUACAGCACGUUCGACGGACUGCGCUACGACUUCAUGGGGCACUGCACCUACACCAUGCUGCAGGCUGACAACAUUACUGUGGAGGUCGAAAAUGUCGCUUGUUCUGGCGCUGUUACUGAGGCAAUGAACUUAAGCCCCUACAAGGGCGAAGGAAAGCCGUCCUGCACCAAAGCGGUGAACUUAAACUAUGAUGGCGCGAAUAUCCACAUGAAGCAAGGAGGUUUCAUACUUGUGAACGGCGGGGAGGUGUCCAGCUUGCCUGUCAUGGUGGGCGAUAUCAGGAUCAGGGCUGCGUCUUCUAUGUUUAUUAUUGUUCAACUGCCGAACAAAGUGGACCUAUGGUGGGAUGGCAACACUCGUGUCUUCAUCGACGUUCCUGCUGAAUUCCAAGGAAAGACCAAGGGUCUCUGCGGUACCUUCAACUUGAACCAAAAGGAUGACUUCCUAACUCCUGAGAAGGACAUAGAGCAGUCAGCUCUAGCGUUCGCCAACAAGUGGAAGACCAGGGAGUUCUGUGCCGACAUCGAUACGAAGGAGCCGGAACAUCCUUGUAAGGCUAACAUGGAGAAUAAAGAGGCUGCUGAGAAGUACUGUAGCAAGCUGAAGAGUAAGGUGUUUGAAGCGUGUCGUUGGUACGUGGACGUGGAACCAUACUACGAGUCGUGCGUGUACGACAUGUGUGCAUGUGGCAGUGACGCGUCGCGGUGCCUCUGCCCCGUGCUCGGAGACUACGCGAUGGCCUGCGCCAAGGCUGGUGUGCUCAUACAGUGGCGGUAUGAGGUCAAGGAGUGUGAGGUGCAAUGCACGGGGGGUCAGGAGUACACGGUGUGCGCGGACAGCUGCCUGCGCAAGUGCGCGGACAUGGCGCUGGCGGCCAGCGGCACCUGCACGCCCUGCUGCGUCGAGGGCUGCGCCUGCCCGCCGGGACAGCUCCUAGAUGACAACAAUCUGUGCGUACCAACCGCACAGUGUCCGUGCUACCACAAGGGGCUGCAGUUCAAUGCUGGUUACAAAGAAGUUAGAGCCGGAAAACGAGAAAGGGAACUAUGCACAUGCGUUGGUGCCCGAUGGGACUGCAUCCCGGCGACUCCGACGGACAUACAGAACUACCCGCCCGCUGAGGAUCUACGCAGCAACUGUAGUGCUUCAAACAAUAUGGAGUUCACCACUUGUGAGAUUGCUGAACCACUUACCUGCAAGAACAUGCACCUUCCGCCUACAUCAACAACAGCAGAGUGUCGGCCAGGCUGCCAAUGUAAGAAGGGCUUCGUGUUGGACACGAUGUCUAAGAAGUGUGUGUCGCCAACACAGUGCCCCUGUCACCAUGGAGGACGCAGCUACCCUGAUGGACACCUCAUGCAGGAGGAGUGUAACACCUGCGAAUGCAAGAGCGGCAACUGGUCAUGUACGACACGCAAAUGCGCAGGAGUGUGUUCAGUGUGGGGUGACUCGCACGUGGUGACCUUCGACGACACCGACUAUGACUUCGAGGGGGUCUGCACCUAUCUGCUGGCCAAGGGGGUCAUGGACUCCAAGGAUGGAUUUGAUGUUGAAAUACAGAACGUGCCAUGUGGCACUACAGGAGCCACCUGCUCGAAGUCAGUAACCCUGAAGGUUGGCAGAGGCGACAGCGAGGAGAUCGUCGCACUUACUAAGGAUUCACCCAUACCUGACAUAUCGAAACUUAAGAGGAUCAAAAUGCGCAUUGCCGGUGCAUACGUGUUCCUGGAUGUACCGACAUUGGGUAUGAGCCUGCAGUGGGACCGCGGCAUGAGGGUGUAUGUCAAAGUCGACUCCAUCUGGCAAGGAAGAGUGAAAGGUCUUUGCGGUAACUACAACGGCGACAUGAGAGACGACUUCCAGACACCCUCAGGUGGAAUGGCGGAGUCCUCAGCUCUUAUAUUCGUUGACUCCUGGAAGCUGAAGCCUACGUGUCCUAAACCGCAGAAGCUUAUUGACCACUGCAAACAACGCCCAGAACGUAAAGAAUGGUCAUCCACCAUCUGUAGUCACAUGAAACAGUUCCCCUUCACCCUCUGCCACGCGGAAGUCCCCCCCUCCCCCUACAUCGCGCGCUGUACUCGCGACGCCUGCGCCUGCGACGCGGGCGCCGACUGCGAGUGCGCUUGUACCGCGCUAGCUGCGUACGCGCAUGCUUGUGCACAUAGGGGCGUGACGUUCAAGUGGAGGACCCAGGAGUUGUGUCCGAUGCAAUGUGACGAGGAGUGUUCGAACUACGACGCGUGCAUAUCAGCGUGCCCGGUAGAGACGUGUGACAACACCCUGUAUUAUACGGACAUGAAGACCAACUGCGAACAGGACACCUGCGUUGAAGGUUGCAAACCCAAAAAAUCCUGCCCCGAAGGCCAGGUCUACAAGAACAGUACCCACAAAGAUUGCGUGCCCCGCGCCAAAUGCAAGCCGGUGUGCAUGACCUUACCCGACGGCAGGGAGUUGGCCGAGGGAGACAUUAUAGAGGAAGACGCUUGUCAUACCUGCCGCUGUUCCAAGAAGCAGAGGAUCUGUACUGGACAGCCUUGUACUACUGUUGAAACGCCCAUUAAAGAGGCGACAUCACCAAAGCCUCACGACGAGCCGCUGAAGUGUGUGACCGGCUGGACCUCGUGGAUCAACAGGGGGCCUCCCGAGCUCGGACCCAACGGCGAGUCCAUUGACAACGAGCCGCUGCCUAAACCGAAUGAACUGGCUAUAGGCACCCCAAUGUGCAAAGAAAGCAUGAUGACGAAGAUCCAGUGCCGCACGGUGACAGACCACAAGUCGCCCAAGGAGACAGGCCUGGACGCUGAAUGUAGUCUGCAACGAGGACUGUACUGCAAGGAGGGAGGAGGCAGGAAGUGUGAGGACUUUGAGAUCAGGGUCUACUGUGAAUGCGAGGAGGAUAGUUCUCUAAUAUAUUCACAAUCUUGUGUAGGAGAGACAACGACCUCUACGGUAUCUCCCACGACGUCCCGCUGUCCCCCGGGACAGGAGUUCUCUUCCUGCGCGUACCGCUGUGACAGUCUCUGCGAUUACUUCAAGAGGACAGUGCUGGCUAAGGGACGGUGUAUUGGAGAGAAAUGCAUUGAAGGUUGCAUAGAAAAGCCAUGCGAGGCGGGCUCUUUCUGGCGCGACGAGAAGACAUGUGUGCCUAAGAAGGAUUGUACCUGCUUCGCUAAUGACAAGAUGAUUAAGCCCGGCGGAGUUACAACAGACGGCUGCAUCAAAUGCCAGUGCCUCGACAAUGCCAUGCAUUGCGACUCAAGCGACUGUGUCGAAGUCAGUACAUACGCGCCAGUCGGACCCACGCAUCAGCCAAUCAUAGAGCCAUAUAUCGUACCCUCGCCGGCUACGAAGCCUACGACGACUACGACAACUACGGUGACUACGCCAGUUGUGUAUGAGGAGACGAUACCGCCGCCUGAAUGCUCGCCUGAUGACUACAUAGACCUGAUGUUUGGAGACCAACCACUGCCCGACUCUUCGAUUACGGCAAGUUCCGUCGCUGGUGAUAUGUUCAAGCCUCAAUACGCUAAACUCAACGGACGUCCUCUUGCAAACUCUGCUGGCAGCUGGAACCCGAAGGUCCAAGAUCUGAACCAGUACAUCCAAAUGGAACUGCCCCGACCUCAACCAAUCUUCGGUGUCAUGAUGCAAGGCAGCCCGAUCUUCAACCAGUACGUCACCAGCUACGAAGUCUUGUAUGGAGACGAACCCAAUAACCUAGUGGCCGUGAAGGGAACUGAUGGAAAGCCUAAGGUAUUCCAAGGACCUUCAGACAGCAAAACACCAAAGAAGCAAAUGAUCGAACCUCCUGUGGAGGCCAAAGUCUUGCGCAUUCACCCUCUCUCCUGGCACGAGGACAUUGCGGUCAGGCUCGAAGUCAUUGGCUGUAAAACACCUGUAUCUAGCACUGAGGCUCCAAUACCUUCUACUAUAACUCCUGGUACAAAGGCUACGGAGCCUACGACAGUUACUACGCCGACUACGCCUACUACACCUACUACGCCUACUACGCCUACGACACCUACUACGCCGACUACGCCAACUACGCCGACUACGAUUACUACGCCAACAAAAACUACAAUAGCGGCUCCAUUGAUCAUAGUUUCUACGGUGUCUCCGCCACCUGUGUGUAAUCCUGAUAGCUAUGUAGAUCUAAUGUGGGGUGACCAGCCGUUACCAGAUUCCGCGUUCAGCGCCAGUUCCGUCGCCAACGAUCUUUUUGAACCGCAGUAUGCUAAGCUCAAUGGACAUCCACUUGAUGUCACGGCGGGCAGCUGGAACCCAGCAACCCAAGACACGAACCAGUACAUCCAAGUGGAGUUCCCUCGCCGGGAGCCAGUGUACGGCAUCGUGAUGCAGGGCAGUCCUCUGUUCAACCAGUACGUCACGAGUUACUAUGUCAUGUAUGGUGAUGAUGGCAACACGUUUGCUACUGUUAAUGGACCUGAUGGGAAGCCGAAGGUGUUCCGCGGCCCAGUAGACCACAACAAGCCCAUGAAGCAGAUGAUAGAACCCCCCAUAGAAGCGAAGGUGUACCGCGUGCAGCCUCUCACCUGGCACGAGGAGAUCGCAGUCAGGUUCGAGCUGAUAGGAUGCAGGGAGCCCACUGCUGAUACUACUGUUACUACUCCACCGGCCAUAAAAUGCCUGGAACCUCUAGGCCUAGCUGCCGACCUACCCAUAGAGAGCAUAGAAGUGAGCUCCAACAACGACGCCAGGAAAUACUUUAGGCUGGACGGAGAGAGGGGCUGGAGACCGCUGUAUAGUACUCCUGGAGAAUGGAUCAUGUUCAACUUCACAUCCCCACGCAACAUAACCGGAAUCAAAACUAAGGGCGGACCACUAGGCUGGGUCACCACCUACAAGAUCAUGUACACCUCCGAUCUAUCCACCUUCAAUCCCGUGGUGGACGACAACGGGAAUCCCAAGAUAUUCCCCGGGAACUUCGACAAAGAUACCGCGGAUGUUACAGAGUUUAAUCCCCCGAUUCAUGCGCAGUAUUUAAAAGUGUUGCCGAUUUCUUGGAAGGAUAAUAUUGAGAUGAGGAUCGAGCCUAUAGGAUGCUUUGAGCCUUAUCCGGUCACAGAGAAACCUUUAGAACCCACAACCCCAGGCUACAAACCGAAGAUAGAAACCCCUCCACCAUGCGAGAUGUGUCCGGGAGUGGAGAAGAUCUUCGAGACAUGCGACUGCCAGCCCCCAACGCAGUACUAUGAUGGCGAGAACUGCGUCACCAGGGACCAGUGCUCCUGUGUCGAGUCCUUCAUGACGUACCCAGUAGGGUCUACAUUCCGCGGGUCGAACUGCGACGAGUGCGUGUGCAAGCUGGGCGGCAUCACUGACUGCACGCCUGUUAAACAAUGCAAGUGUGCACCGGACCUAGUACCAAAACUAUCACCUUCAACCUGCGAGUGCCUCUGCGAGCCAUGCACCAACGGCACGAAGAUCUGCCCCACCAGCAAGCUCUGCCUACCCCUCGACAAGUGGUGCGACGGCCUGCAGGACUGUCCUGAUGAUGAGAAGGAUUGCACCACCAGCACCACGGUCACCACGCCCAGGACUACUGUGAAAGAGGCCGUGGUGGUCACUACGGAAGCCCCGGCCACAGUCGCUGCUGUUGUAACUACGCUUGCCCCUGUGGAAUGCCCGAAGGUGGAAUGUCCUCCUGGGUACAGCGUUUACUACACGACCACGGAGCCCAGUGUCUCCCGACCCUCGUAUGGUGUUGCCACUGAGCUGCCUCCUCCAAGACCUAGGUACUCCUACCAGAGGUACUACAGAGGGUCUAAGGGUGGCUACUCGAAGGGCGGAUACUCUAAAGGCGGGUACGCGAAGAAUGGAUAUUCUAAAGGAGGAUUCUCGAAGGGAGGUUAUGGUCUCCCCCCACCACCUCGUCCAAACCAAGCCUUCUCUCUCGACAAACCAGACAUAGUGACUCCCACUCAAGCUCCGAAGCAAGAGUGCGCACAGUUCAAGUGUGUGCCGAAACUACCCCCCUACAAGCCCGGCGGAGUCACUCCAACCCCCGUAUGCUCUGUAGUCACAUGUCCUAGUGGCUACACGCUGAGAUUGGACUCUGAGGCUUCGGGAUACAGCAAGUGCCCUGUGUACGAAUGCGUGCCACCUCCGGAACGUCCAGUAUACUGCAACGUGACCGGCCGAACGUUCAACACGUUUGACGGCACCGAGUAUAAAUACGACGCCUGCUUCCACAUCCUGGCUAGAGAGAACAGAUUCGAUGCUUGGACUAUACUCGUCCGCAAGAAGUGCCGUCUCGAAGGCUGCCAGAACGAGCUGAUAAUCCUCCAAGACGACCAGCUCAUCAUGGUGAAACCCAACAUGAUGAUAGAGUACGACAACUACGAGUAUACCGUCGAACAGACCAGCAAGAUCUGCUUCCAGAAGAACAGCUUCAAUGUAGGAAGACUUGGCAAUGGUAUAGCUAUCAAGAGUCGGAAGUAUAACUUCACUGUGCUGUAUAAUUCUGAAGGAGAUAUUAAGAUUGGGGUAUUCAAAAGCUACAUGGGUUCAGUGGACGGUCUCUGCGGCACGUUCGACGGCGAGGCUCAGAAUGACCGGCGCCUGCCCGACGGACGUCUAGCAACCAGUAUAGACGAGUUCGGCCGCGGCUGGGCCAAGCCCGGCCUGCCGCCCAACGCCUGUCAGACACAGGUUAUCUCUGAUCAGAAGCAGAAGAAGGCUUGGAAGCUUUGUGAUGUCAUUACCAAUCAGCCAUUCUCCCAAUGCGGCCGCGUACUAAACUUACACAAAUGGCGUAACAUCUGCUUAGAGAAGAUCUGCUCUUGCUCCGAGUUACUGGUCAACGGCACCCGUCGCACUGAGGAGCAGUGCCGCUGCCUGCUGCUGGAGCAGCUCGUGGCCGAGUGCCUCGCUGCCGACAACAACGUGGACCUGUCCAACUGGAGGAUGAUGAUGGACUGCCCGGCCGACUGUCCCCCACCUCUCGUCCACUACGACUGCUACCGCAAGCAGUGCGAGCCUCGCUGCUCGGAGAUGGGUACCGCCAACGUCGCAUGCGGCACGGAGGACGGCCAGUGCUUCCCCGGCUGCUACUGUCCGGAGGGCAAGCUCAGGAAGGGAGACCAGUGUGUGGUGCCGGCUGACUGUCUUGAUUGCACUUGCAACGGCGUAGGCACUCCAGCCAAAUACGUGACCUUCGAAGGAGACGACUUACCCUACCUUGGGAACUGCACAUACCUCGCCUCACGGGACAGGAACGAGACUGGUCAUCAUCAGUAUGAGGUCUACUCGACUAAUGGACCUUGUGAAGAAAAUGAUGCCGUCGUCUGCACGAAGGUUGUGCAUCUGGUCUAUGAGAAGAAGGUUGUCCAUGUUAGCAAGGAUAAGGAUAAUAAUAAGCUGCUCACCACGAUUGAAAACGAAGCAGUAUUCAAGUACCCAGUUAAGAAGGAUUGGGUGACCAUCACACAGGAGAACGGACAAGAUGUCACCAUACUGCUGCCGGAUAUACACGUUGAGCUAACAGUCCUCCUAGCCAAGAUGGAGUUCAGAGUUCGAGUACCGUCAUACUUGUACGCGAACAAAACGGAAGGGCUUUGUGGCGUAUGCGCCGGGUACCAAGAGAUGCUUGUCACCAGCAAUGGCACCCAAACCGAUGAUUUUGAUGAGUACGGCAAGAGCUGGCAAGCCACUCCCUCAGACCUGCAGACCCUGGACAUAUCGGAGCAGGCGCAGUGCGAGCAGCCGCCCCCGCCGCCCGAGUGUGUGCUGCCCCCACCGGAGUCCAACCCCUGCUAUAAUCUGUACAAUGCUGAUCGAUUUGGAGCUUGUCACGCGCUAGUAGAACCGCAAUCAUUCGUGGAGGCUUGUGAAGCGGAUCUAUGUGCAAACGCAACGGACGCCUGCGUAGCAUUAGAGCGUUACGCGGCCGAGUGUCGGCGGCAGGGAGUCUGUCUGCAAGAUUGGAGGACUGACUUGUGUCCUUAUCCUUGCGCGGAGCCUCUCGUGUACCGCGCAUGCGUGACGUGCGAGUUGACGUGUGAGAACAGUGAUGAGCUCACAGAGCAUCCGGACAAGUGUCACCAGCCUGCUGGCGAGGGAUGCUUCUGUCCUGAAGGAAAGGUGAAAGUGAACAACACGUGCAUAGAGCCAACAAAAUGCUUCCCAUGCGACGCCAACAAGGAACACUUCGCUGGCGACCAGUGGCAGGAGGAUGCAUGCACAAAGUGCAGCUGCAGCAAGUUGUCAGGCGAGAACACAGCUCACGUGUCGUGCACUAAACAGACGUGUGUGGCGCCGCUAUGUGCCGACACCGAGGAUCUCAUCACCAAGCCGGCCAAGCCGGGCCAGUGCUGCGCUGAACAUCUGUGUGUACCCAAACCGAAGAAGAACUGCACUGAGGCCAAGAAGAUGGACUGCGGUUUCGGCCAGGUCCUGAAACAGAAGACUACAGCCGACGGAUGCACUGAGUUUGCUUGUGAAUGCAUGCCCACAAGUCAAUGCCCGCCCAUACCUGAUGAGAAGGAGGUGGAAGUCUUUGAGCCUGGCAUGGAGCGCGUUAUAGACAACAGUGGCUGCUGUCCGAAGGCCCAGUUCCUGUGUAAACCGGAGACCUGUCCCAAGCCACCAGACUGCCCCAAGUUCCAUGAUCUCAAGACUUACAAUGUGUCUGGGAAGUGCUGCGUGGAGUAUAAGUGUGAACUGCCCAAGGACAAGUGCGUGGUGAAACUGGAAUGGGAAGCGGCGUCCAAAGGUGGGGAGAAGGCGAGAACCACACCACAGACCAUGUUGAAAGAUAUCGACGCAGUCUGGCUAGACGGUCCAUGCCGUUCGUGCCGCUGCGAGUCCUCAACCCUGGGCACAUCAGCUCGCUGCACAGCUACGGAGUGCCCCAGCGUGCUCAGCACCGAACACUUCGUGCUGGAACCCAGGCCCGUGCCCUUCCAGUGCUGUCCCAGGGCUGUGCAUGUGGCUUGUAGAGACGGAGAUGACAUUUAUAAGGUCGGCGAGAACUGGACGUCCCCGGUGAACCCGUGCGAGAGCUACCUGUGCAAGCAGACGGACACGGACGGCAAGCUCGAGAAGAUCACCACUGUGCAGCAGUGUCACACUGACUGUCAACCGGGUUGGAAGUACUUCCCAGCACCACCUUCCAGCAAGGAGUGUUGCGGCAAGUGCGAGCCGGUGGCCUGCGUGGUGGACGGCGUCGAGCGACCCAUCGGAGCCAAGUGGACUUCUUCAGACUUCUGCGCUAACUAUACCUGUGUUAAUGUCGAUGGCACUCUUCAAGUACAAUCGUCAAACGAGACGUGCGUGGAAGUGUCGGAGGCUACCAGGAAGCAGUUCGUGCUGGACCAGGAGAAGGUGACCGGCCAGUGCUGUCCUAAGGAGGAACCUGUCGCCUGUAGAGUUGGCAACGCUAUUUAUCAGGAAGGUCAAACCUGGACAUCACCUUCCGAACCUUGCAAGAACACAACCUGCGCCCGCGACUACAAUGGCAAACUAACACACAAGGACAGCGUACAAACGUGCGCAGACGCAGCCGGGUGUAAGCGCGGCUGGACGUACGUGCCGCCCGCCCCCGGCGUCUGCUGCGGACACUGUGUGCAGACACACUGUGUCGUCGAGGACAAGGUGGUGGCUCCUGGUACAACCUGGCAGUCCCCGGACAAUUGCACGACAUUUACGUGCGACGCGUCCGGCGAUGAUGUGUUCGUGACGUCAUCGCCGGCCGUGUGCCCCGACGUGUCGGCCUGCAAGCCCGAGUAUAUCGUCAACGACACCUGCUGCCGACUCUGUAAGGAACCGCCUGAGAACUUGAGUAAAUGCGUGCCGACAACCAUCCCAUCAUCAGAGACGGUGGGUGUAGUGCGAGUGCACGACCACAGACACGGCCUUUGUGUUAACAAACAACCUAUCAAGGGACUCAAAGAGUGUCGCGGAUCCUGUGACUCGGGCACGCUUUAUAAUAACCAAACCGGUAUCCACGACUCUCGCUGCGAGUGCUGCGCGGCCACAGAGUACGGGUCGCUAGACGUGACGCUGAGCUGCUCGGACGGCAGCCCGCGCCCGCACAUGCUGGGCUCGCCGCGCGCCUGCGCCUGCACCGCGUGCGGCGCCGGGGCUACGCCACACUGGCCUUCUAAAGGAGGUUAUGCCGGAGUUAAAGUACCCCCAAAAAGACCGAGUUUUGAAGAAGAGGACAUCAUCCCUCAGAUAUACCAAAGAUUUGGCUCCUCUCCCCGCCCGAUACGAUAAACUAUAAUAAACCUUAACACAACGCACUAAAGUACAAAAUGCAAUCACAACGGAUUUACUCUCUUAAUAUUUAUAGUCAUUUGCUGUGAUGCUCACUGUAUUCUAUAUUUUUGUAAAUAAAUGCAGCAAUCGUUAAUAA